Suillus subalutaceus is the source of this 631-nucleotide messenger RNA. RefSeq lists its product as uncharacterized. Lineage: Eukaryota; Fungi; Basidiomycota; Agaricomycetes; Boletales; Suillaceae. The record is from RefSeq and is a predicted model, not a curated record. The transcript is spliced from 4 exons. The coding region runs from base 293 to 535 and encodes 80 amino acids.
CUCGGGAUGGUUUGUUAACCUCUAUUUUUCUUCAGUGAUAGACUAUAACAAUUCGCUGCGUGCUGAAUCCGAAGCUCUUCCAUAGGUUGGUUGGAGGCUCUUGGAGAUCGGUUCUUUCGAAGGUCGAAUCCAUGGGUGAUGUCACAUCUUACCAUGAUCUUCGAGAAGUUUGCCUGAUUGAAUGACAUCUCGGGUAUAGCUCGGGCGCGAACCAACUAUACCAUAUUUCUACCUGUCAUCCUGAAAAUAUGACCUGAAAAUCUAUUUCCCUCACUUUGUUGUACAUCACGCCAUGUUCACCCAUCUACUGGUGUUGCUUUGCGCAUCUGCCUUUGACGUGGGAGGCUGCACGUUGGGGUUCCCAGUAUGUUGUGUGUCUACCAGCGAUGAUUAUAGCGAAGGUACGAGGUGCCAGAACGUUCCCAAUGUGAACGCAUGUAGUAAAACGGCUCAAACGACCACCACACUCUGCUGCGAGGACGUUAGCAGCGUGAAUCUGAACGGAACAGCAACGGAUUGCACUGCCUACGAGUAGUUCUAUAGUAUAUGCCUGCUUUGUUCGUAAAAUUUCUGCACCGUGCAGUGGUUGCAAGCAAAUAAUUUGCAGAUCACCAGUAAGAAUGCAAAUCAC